UGCAACUUCCGCUAAACACUGACGAAAGGAACAACAAAGGAUAAGUGGUAGACUGUCCGAAUGUACUGCAUGCACUUGAUAACAGUCAGCCAUGGCCACGUGGUGUUGAGUGCCAGAUGGGACAGACUCUAAAACUGCCUGGUCAUAAAGCAGACCAGUCGCCAUUUAAAUGUGUCACCUUGAGUCUCCAUCUCAUGUCCGUUUCAAAUCUCUGAAACAAGCUUUUCGUAUUCUAUCGCGUUCGGUCGCCAUGCCUGUCGAUCCUCUCCAGCUCCUUUCCCUUCUUGCCUUCCUAUCCGCCCUUGAGGCUCGCGGCGUGUCUCUAACAACCGGUCUGACCAAUAUGAUCAUCUCUUUGCCAUUCAACAGAAUGUCUAACAGCUCUUCAUGCGGACUGUCAAACACUAGCGCCGCCACUUCAAGUACGAGAUUCUUUGAUCAUAGAGAACUCAUACAGGAUCCAUCCACCCCUGAAUCCGACUAUCCUCCAGGUUUUGACGAGACACCUUCUACAUCUUUUCCCCUGCUUUACCGGCUGCUCCUUAUCUUCUCAGGUCAAUUCGUUUCCAUCUCGCGAGAUAUCUCGUCUUUGCGUCGCUCCGUUGCGUCGCUCGGGUCGUCGUUAUCUGCAGUCGAGGACCGUAUCGCGUUGCUUGCCAACACUCAUGAAUCGACUUUGGCACAGCUCAAGGACGAACCAUAUCAUAUCCGUACCCAGGCAUCGUGCGAUACCGAGGAACUAGGCCAACAAUUACACCACCUUUCCGGUUUGAUUACCGCCCAGCAGGACCAAAUGAGCGCGCUGCAUGACAUGGUCGGUGCACUGCAGGCAUGUACAGUCCACGUCAAUACAGAUCACCAACUACGUGCUGAACACACACGGAGUUACAAAGAUCCGAUUCAGCAUCACACUGAGUGCAAGAAAGAUUGCGCUGCUUUGCGUCAGGACCUGCAAAAACUCUCGGACUUGGUCUCGAUCAAUGACACAAAGACUAAUGUAUCAUUGGAUCACCUCCGUAGCCAGAUGGUCGAUCAGGUCAAGGAUCAGAACCGAACUGAGAAAGAGGUUGCACUCUUGCGCGAACAGAUGACAAAGAAAUUUGGGGCAUUUCAGUCACGAGUGUCCUCUCUUACCUUGGACGCCGUGAAGGUACCUCAUGGCGUCCAGUUGACGGACCAGGCUGCCAAAGAGGCCCGUCGGGCAAAAGCAAUGGCGGGGGUGGGUCGUCGUAUCAUGCAGCUUCAAGCAAACCCGCAGUGUGUUUUGGAUAACGAAGACAUCGUCUCACAGAAUGACGAAAAUGGAGCGGAAUUUUCGUCCGUGUGCCAUAUUUCUUCACUCUCUUCAGCGGCUUCAUUAAGACCUUCGGUCGAGUGCUUCCAGGACUCUGAUGUGCUCAAAGCUUCAUCACCUUGUGUCCAAUGGGUUGGGACUAUCGCUCCUUCCAACACCAAGGUACUGUCCAAUCUGCGCUCACCACUCCCAUCUCAGCAAUACGCAAAUUGCAAGGACAACUUGAAUGUGGAUGACAUUCAUUCUCCUUCAACCAGUGCUGCUUUCUGCCAGGAUGAUGUUGAGGCUAGCGUUCUGAGGAGGAAGCAGAAAAAACCUGCCCUCACUCCCUUCCAACCCAAGGGUGCGUUUCCCCCUCGUUACACCUUCAGAUCAAGCGACGGAAGGUUCCUAAGUUGUUUAAAAUAACAGAUAUUAAUCGGAUGCCGACACCUUCACUGUCGUCACCGGCGCUCGAUGUGAUAUCCACCACAACGGUUUUACCUUGUUCAAGGCUCUCAGUAAUACAGCG
This is a messenger RNA of Suillus paluster, 1805 nucleotides long. RefSeq lists its product as uncharacterized. The record is from RefSeq and is a predicted model, not a curated record. The coding region runs from base 170 to 1702 and encodes 510 amino acids. The transcript is spliced from 4 exons. NCBI's taxonomy places the organism in Eukaryota, Fungi, Basidiomycota, Agaricomycetes, Boletales, Suillaceae.